Messenger RNA from Alligator mississippiensis (American alligator), 3729 nucleotides. RefSeq names its product MANSC domain containing 1 (gene MANSC1). NCBI's taxonomy places the organism in Eukaryota, Metazoa, Chordata, Crocodylia, Alligatoridae. The record is from RefSeq and is a predicted model, not a curated record. The transcript is spliced from 4 exons. Bases 249 to 1511 code for a protein of 420 amino acids.
GGAGGGUGGGCGCUGGGGUUUCCCGGGGAGUACGCGGGGCAGAGCGCGUCCUGCCGGGCACCCGCCUCGGGACUCGGCCAGGCGCGCGGCUUUCCCGGAGCAACCUCAACUCGGGUUGGGAAGGAAAUGAAAGGCGUCAGAGAUGGUGACAGUUAUGCAUUCUUCCUAAAGUGAGAUUAUUUUGAAGUUAAACAACAAGAAGUUUGUUGUUCCUGACAAAAAAAAGAAUAAAUCCAACUCAAGUGAAAAUGUUUCUCAGUUUAAAUUUGUGUCAUCUUUGCACGUUAAUAAUGCUGUGUGCUAUGAUACCUGAGCCAUCCCUGUGUCAAAAUUGCUCAUUGGAGAAGAUGGAAAAUGUCAUAGUUGAUGUGAUGGCAUCUCUCAAAAAUGACAUCAAGGGGCUAGAGCCAGUAUAUACUUCAACACCAGAAGCUUGUAUUAAUGCUUGCUGCGUAGGAAAAAACAUAUCAGGAGACAAGAAAUGUAACUUGAUGAUUUUUGAUGCUAGAAGAAUAGGCAAGUAUCCAAACUGCUACCUCUUCUACUGCCCUAGUAGGGAAGCUUGUCCAAUGAAACCAGCUGAAGGAUUUGUGAGCUACAGGAUAAUUAGAGAUUCACAGAUUCUGAAAAAAAAUCCUUUCACAAAUAAGAACUUGCACUUUGCACGUGAUGACUCAAAUGGAGAAAAGCUUGUGAAGACACAAAAUGUUCCUCAAAUUCAGGCAAUACUCCUGAAUUCAACUGUCUCUCUGCAACAAUAUAUCACUUCCCGGAUGUCUGAAUUCAUGGACCAUGAAGUAGAAAAUUUAGAUAAUACUGAAUUGCACUCACAGUUUCCUCAAGACCAGGGGAAGAAAGCUCCUAAGAACUCAGAUUCUUUUCCAAGUGAAAAAAUGACUGACCUGUUGCCUCCUACCAAUGCUACUACUGCCCAUGCUGAACUUAACACCCCCACUGCCACUACCCAUGCUGCACCUAGCACUACCACCACUACCAAUACUACUGCCCCUGCUGAACCUACCACCACUAGUACCACUGCCACUACCUAUUCCCAACCUAGUACCACCUAUCCCAGUGCUACAGCUACUGCUUUUGGUAAAAUUGACCACAUGAUCAAAAAUCCUCAAACUACUACAGUGUCUGCACAGCUAGGGACAUCUGCUACCAAAAUAGAGCCAAAGACUGCCUUUGUUGCUGCCAAUAGCAUCUCCAGUCUCUUUUCUUUUUCAGGUGUUACUUUACCCAGUAAGGAAUCCACAGAUUCUUUUCAAAACACACACCAAACUAAGGGGGAACUUGCUUUAGAAGGCUACUUGUCAGAUGAUGUUUCACAAAGCAGUGCUGUCUCUCAUUUUGGUGAAAAGAGUAGCCUCAUCACAGCUUUAUUUUUUGGGUUGAUGUUCUUGUUAUUAGCUGUUACACUAAUAGGCAGAAGAAUGUCUGAAUCUUUUUGGAGAAGGCGCUAUACCAGGCUAGACUACUUGAUCAAUGGAAUGUAUGCUGACGUAUGAUUGCUUAGAAAAGUGAAAUAAUAAAUCACUAGUAAGCGUAGCCUUCUGUAGCAGGUGAAGAUAAUGAGUUUUUGAAACCUAGUACUGAGGUUCUGGGGAAGGUGUUCUCUUUUUGCUGUAAGAGGGGUAUGGAAUUACUGUUCUGAGGUUUUGCAGGGUUUUUCAUCUCCCAGAAAAAAAAAACCUCACUUAAUUGAACUAUGGUGAAAUGUUGUUUAUUUUUGUUUUGUUUUAUUUUAUCAUUUAAUAAAAUCCAAGUUAGGCAGAGAAGACCUCACACUUCAGAGAGAGGACAUUUCAGGAGAUUAAUAUAAUGUUUCAUGCAACCAGGUUAGGUAGUAAACAAAAAAAGCUGCACAAGCAGCACAGUGUAUUGAAUAUAGUUUGCUACAAAGCUAUCUGGGUGCAAAUACUACUGUAAUUGAAUACUAUCUACUAUGCUACCUCUUGCCUUAAAAAGGAUCUCUAAGUUCAAAUUAAUUCCUGUUCAAAACACCACAGUGAAAGAAGUAAGGUUUACCAUAUACAUAAUAUCUGCCGUAAAGUCAAGGAAAAGAAAGGUUAAACCAUGUAAUGAUAUACGUCUUCAGUUCCUCAACAUGCAUACAGCUGGCUAUUGCCACAAUUGUUGUAAGCCAUGUGCCAAGUUUGUAAGCUACAAUCUUGUUUCUGCCUUUCCUUUGGGGAUGUCAGUCUCUGCUCUCUAGUGACUUUUGUACAUGUCACAGAGGCAGCCUUUGUCCUACUAAACCCAUAGUUAAGUGUCUUCCUAACCAAAGCACUACCUAUUGACUUGGCAUAUCCAUGUAAAGGAUUUUUUUUCCCCUAAUCCAACUCAUUCCUAAAUUGCUAUGACUCGACAAGAAAAGAGCAUGCGCAGAGUUCUGAUUGCAAGUGAUAGAGACAAUGGAGUUGCCACCACCAGAGUAGAGAAUGGGAGGUUGCUUAAGUCUUCCAGGUAAAUAAGGAAGUUUAAAGGAAAACUGUGACUACAUGACAUUCACUGAGCUCAGAGAUGUGUCCUGCAAUCAAUAGAAAUGAAUGAACAUGUGUCUUCUGAUUUUUAUUAUGGCUGAAGAGGAAGAUUGUAAAACAUUACAAUUCAUUAUGAACCACUGAACAACCAUUAAGUCUAGAAACUCUAUUUCUGACUGAACACCCAGUUCCUUAAGUAUUGACUUGACAGGCACAUAAUAACAAACAUUUCAGCAGAGAGACAAGCACUAAUCUUAUGGAGAAAUAUGUAUUUUUUUUCUUUUAAAUAGGAUGUGACUUAUCCACAAGGUGUUUUGUGGUUGGGUAUUUGUGUUGGUUAUUUUGGAAGGGGGAAAGGAGGAGAGGGAAUAUAGAUUGAGCCACAAGUAGAGAUGUGAAAGGUUAAAUGAUUGAUCACUUAACCAAUAAGCCUAGUGGUAAGAAGUUAUUUUACCAGUUACUGUUUUGCAUGGGCCUUGACACAGUCCUGCAGGGAAGGCAAGCCAUGUGAUGCCUUAGCAGGAAUCAGAAGGUGGCAGGACAGGAAGGGGGUGGAGUGUGGGGGGGUAUAGUACCCAUAGCCUAUGAGGUUAAAGAAGAAAACAGUAGGCAGCCUAAUGACAAUUAAGCAAUUAGGUGCUUGCAGGUGUUCCCUCCCUCCCAGCAAAGGGCUUCACCUGAGCUGUGCAUCUCCUCCCCCUCAAGGGCCCUGGGAGUGGCUCCCAGCAGCAGCUGUGUUAUCAGUUAACCGUUUAACUGAUAUAAUCAGAAGUUAAAUGGAUAAUUUUUUUAAAUGAUAUUUACAUUCCUAGCCAGAAGGGUACAGAAAUAGCCUCAGGAUAAAUAUCUUAAAGGCCCCAUUCUUAAUACUAAUAACAGCUGUAUGCAAGAAAUGUCAUUGUUCACGGAUAAAGGCAAUUCCAUUGUGUACCGUAGGCAAAACAAAGUUGCUGAAAUGCUUCUCUAAGUGAAUCUUACUGCAUUAAUGACCAACUCCUCCACGGUUUUAGGUCUUAAUGUGUUUUGAUUAUAAUAAUAUUACUUAAGACCUUGAAUUGCUAGAAAUGAAAGAGAAUGGCAGGAAAUAACUAAUACAUUGGGAAUAAAUUGUGAAUUUGGCUGUUCCUUUCUCUACAGUCAAUUUAUUUGUUUCCUCUGUUUAUAUGGGUUUUAGCAAGAAACAUGGGAAUAACUUUUUCAGGUAAUGGGUUUGUACAAUUACAAAUAAACAGAAACUAAAUGA